AUACAUAUAUAUGUGUAUAUAUAUGUAUAUAUACAUACAUAUUUUCUUACUAAUUUUUUAGUGAGAUCAUUUUAUUCUCACUGAUUUCAUUCUCGAUCUUUUUUUAAACAAACAUAUUAUAUUUCCUGCCAAACGAACAAGUAUGUGUCUGACUUAAACAUAUUUCUACAAUAAUUAAUUAAACUGAAAUUAAUUCCUUAAUAUAUUUAAGAGACUUACUCUGUCUUAUAUACGCACUUUUUUGUGUAAAUUAUAAUUGCCACGUUUUACGAACUCACAAAGAAUACUAAACACACAUAACACAUUAUAACGCCCGUACAUAUUAUUUCCACGUGUAGAUUUAUUUUGAAUUUAUGUACGUUAUGAAAGUAAAUGUUAUGAAAAAUGUUCAAAGAUAUCAAUAUACACUUAAUGGAACCAUUCAAAUAUUCUUCUAACUUGCACACUAUAACAAAUUCUUUCCUUUAUAUGUUUUCCACAAAUUUUCCUAGUCUGUCACUCAAUUUUAAUUUUUCUUUUUAAAUUAAUAUGCCCUAAUUAUUAAGCUUUUUUUCAACAAACUAUAUACUUUAUUAUUAAAGUAUAGAAAACAUAUUUCGCAUUCUAAGGUAUCUUUCGACACAUUAGACUCUGCGGAAAUACGAUGCAAAAUUAAAAUAACAAUCACGACCGUGCGAACGCAUUCACGCAUACAAAUACAUCACUUAAUAUUUCAUGUCAUGUCGGCUAUAGUUUAUAUAGGCUUACGAUUCAUUUAAAUUCAGGAUAUCCUCUGAGACGUUCUCCACAACUUGAAUAACGUAUAUUUUCUUUGUCGUUAUUUUUGACUGGUAAUAUAUUAUUAUAAUAUUUCUUCACGAACAGCGCGGUUUAUAAUGUGCAUAUGUACUGUAACAACAGUAUAUCCUUGAGGAGGAAUUAAAAAAAAAAAGGAGCUUAGGCUUAACUAAAGAAGUUAAAGGUUUCAUCCGGAUUAGGAUUUCCGUGAUUAAUAAUUCUCACGAUCAAACAUAUUCGAAUUAUAAAUCUAAGUAACAAAUUUCAUAAUGAUCAUAAUAAUUAUAAAUCAAAGAACUUCAGUAUUACAAUGCUCCUUCUAAACUGCUAUCUCUUCUACAGCAAGUGCUCAAAUUUUCGAAAUUGAUCCUGGUCUGAAGUGUAUUAAAAAUUUCUAAAGUGGAUACAUUAUUAGAGCAAAUCACUACAAUCUAGUAUUCAUAAAAAUAAUAUACCAUACUUAUAAUUAAAGGGUUUAGUUGAAAAAAGUACAGGCAUUAUUUUCAAAAAUAGUUUCUGCCAAUAGUUAAUAUAAAAUUUUUUAGAAAAAUUAAUUUUUUCAUUUUAUAAUACUGUAACAUGUUUAUGUAUAUCUGUUUUUUACUAGGCCUCUUAAUUUUUAUAAAUCAUUAAAACGUGAUAUGUAUUUCCUCAAAAUUACUUCAUCUUCUGAAAUACACUUUCCGGAAUUCUAGAGAAUUAAAUCUUGUUCCAUGUGAAGAGAUCUCGAAGAUCUAAAAGAAGGAUAUUGCGUGAGUAAUAGUAAGUGCUGAAAGAGAGAAAGAUAUAAACGGGGGUCAGAUCAGGGAGAUACGAAAGAAAAGCGAGGAACGGUUUGAGGAAAAAGGAGGAACGAAGAGAAAGUAAGAAAAGAUGUAGGAAGGGUUCAGAAGGAGGGAGCACAGGUGCGGCCGGUACGUCCGGAGCACCUCUCCAAGCAAAGCAAUGCUGUCCGCCGCGCAACGGAGAGAAGUCCUCUUUUCCGCUACGUUCCAGCCGGUUACGAUUAUUUCGAGCAUCUUGUGACUCGUUUCGGUUCUCUCCAACAGGUUGCUCCUAUUCGGUUCGGAUCAGCGGGACGUGCUUGAGCACGCGCGUCUUCUAUAGUCAGUGAAAUUCAAGAAGGGCACACCGCAUCCCUGCAUACUGAUAAUUUCGCUGUUGCACGAGUUUCGUGUUGAACGUGUGCGCGACAGUUUCCCUCAGUCGUGCCAGAGAUGGUGUACCACUGAUAAUGAAGUAGUUAGCCGGUGAACGGUCCGAUGAAUCACUGUCUCGUGUCCUGUUCUACCUGCUUCGAAACAGUAUGAUAGACGAUUGACGUUUGUUAGUAACAUUGGUUCUAAACAUUUGACUUUUCGAUGAAUAACAGAGUGAAUAUAAGAAACUCAGACUAAAGUAUCACCUGACUCGUCCUACUGCAAUAGAUGCUAACAUAGAUACAAUGAAGAAACUUUGCACAAUAUUUUUGUUAGUAUGCUUGUCUAUUGCUCAACCACCUAAUGAUUGUGAUCCAAAUUGGCACUCGUUGGAGACUGAUGAAUCUGCCAGAUUAGAAUGCGGAGAGGCUUUUAAAAACCGUUGUUAUUGUAGAAAGACGUGUUAUGAGAACCGUCAUCAGUAUGUUGUUAAUUGCACCGACUCUAAAUUCCGUAAUGCGGAACCAUUGGCGCAUUUGCCCAAUGAAACGCAGGUCCUCAUCUUCACGGGAAAUUAUUUGGAGGAACUACCCUGGAAUGUGUUCGGUACAUUGGAUAGCUUUCCUGACCUGCGAGUGAUUGACAUGUCAAAUAACAAAAUCAGAGAAAUCCGAGGGAAAGCAUAUCACCAUGUUCAACGCGUUGAGCGCCUCAUUCUUGACUUCAACGAGCUGUCUUUGGACCCUGAAAGGAGUCAUCCCAGAGUCUUCUCUAAUUUUGUUUCACUAUUGGAACUUCACUUAACUGAUGCAUUUGAGGAUGAUAGAUUAGAUAGACCUAGAGACCUGGCAGCUACAUUGCAUGACAUUUUUGUGAAUAGCAAUUUAGUGAAAUUGAUGAAGCUGCAUCUGGAACAAAACGAGAUCUCGGAGUUCCGAGAUCCUAACGUAUUUUGUGAUCUUCCAAGCAUACUGGAUCUCUACCUCGGCGAUAAUGCGCUCACUGCUUUACACUUCAACAUAUCAUGCUUGCCGAAUUUGCGAUUUUUGGAUCUUCAACGCAACAAAUUCACCAAAGUACUCGAGCACGAUCUUCGUGCUAUGGAUGCAAUCGUUGAGCACAAUAAAAACAUAGCGGUGGAUUUAACUGGAAAUCCACUAGAGUGCUCAUGCAAACUGAAUCCCUUCAUUAAGUGGAUGAACAAGACCAAAGUGUUUAUUCGUAAUAAGGACAACUUAAAAUGUUACGAAGAUGAAAUGCCACAUGAGUUUCAUGAAGUGAAAAGUUGUAAAGUGAAAUUGUUUUCAUCGGCCCCGCAUGGUGCGACAAUUUUAUUGUUUUUCUUGUCACUGGUGCUGAUAGGACUAGUGUGCGCUUUAAUUUACGUACAACGUGCGAAACUGAAGAAGAAAAUUGAACCAAUACUGGAUUCGGUUAAUAAAAGGGUGCGAUACACUUCGAUAGCAACCGGCGAAGUCCGCGAAGAUUCUUUGCGAGGGCGACAAAAGAUAUACAAGAUGUCAAUAGCCAAACAUCUUCAUUUAGAUGAAGUUGUCGCAUCGUUCCCAGAAUUGGGGCCCACACUUCCCGAUGGUGGUUACUCAUGGGUGGUUCUCUGUGGAGUAUGUCUGGUCCAGAUGACUAUUCCCAGUAUAUUGCCUAUGUACGGUGUGGUGUUAGGAUUUAUGAAUGAAGGCACUGGUUUAGAUGUAUGGAGUGAAAAAAUUAUCCUGACGCCAGUGCUAUUCAUUGCUUUUUGGAAUUUAGCUGAUCCUUGGACGAGAAUGAUAGUCGGCAUGGCGUCAAUCCCACGUUUGGUAGGAUUAAUAGGAGUAAUUCUCCUGACAGUCGGUAUAAUAGCAACUGGAUAUCUCGCAACAGGCGGUGUUGGAGCAUAUUUAGCAAGUUCCAGUGCAGGUGCAGUGAUGGGAAUAGGUGCCAGUUUUGUAGUUUUAUUAAGUGACUACGUCUUAAGGAAAAAUUUCAGAAAAAAACUUCUUUUGGCUCUAACAUUGAAAAAUGUUGCAACGUCUGUUGGGCUCAUCCUAAUUCCCAACAUCACAGGUUUACUGCUGCACAGAACAGGGCUAAAAUUUGGCUUAUUACUAAUGACCAUGGCAAUGUUACCUACAGCUUUUGGUACAUUAACUUUCCGUUUACCGUCUUCAAAACAAACUUCCCCUUACAGUCUUCUCUUGUCUGAAGAGGACAACGAAAUUCCCAUAAGCAACUCCCCAGAUAUUCCUGAGAACAGCCAUGAAUUAACUUGCCAACGCAAACCUGGAAGCCAGGAUUAUGGAGAAGUUGAAGACAAAGCACACGAAGAUGCAUUGUUUAGCGAAGGAAACUAUAUGUAUGCCUACCAAGAGCCAGAUGAUGAUGUAGAUUUGUUUGUGAGUCCACUUCAUCCUUCGGAUAGCAAGUGGAAACACCAACUUGGUCUAGUUAAAAACUUGCGGUUUUGGAUGGCUGUUGUUGGUUGGGUUGGAAUGAAGGUGUGCAUUCUCUUCUUUUGGAUAUUGCUGCCUGUGAUAUCUUCCACAGCUGUAAGAGGCUAUUACGUGCAUGCACCCCUGUGCACGAUGGCUGGAUUCGGCACCUUACUACCAAACAUUGCCAGUUACAAAAUAUUACAAUUGACAAAUCAUAAUAGAAGAGUAUAUUUCGGAUUGGCAGCUUGGUUUUGUGCCGUCAUUCUGAUAGGUUUAACGUACGCAAAAGGAUCCACAAUCGUUACGAUUUGGGCUCUUCUAGGUGGUAUCAGCAUUGGCAGCUUAACGAGCUGUCAGGAUUUAGCUUUGUAUGAUAUUCUGGGCAUUGAAAUUAUGCGUUCAGUUAACAAGGGAUUGUCCACUAUCGUUGGUCUAUGUAUACUAAUCUUCAGUUUCAUACACAGUAUAAAUUUUUGUAUGAAUGUUACAUCAGCUUUAUUAUUUUUCGGUGGACUCUAUUGGCUUUCGUCGCCGGUUUUGAGUUUCAUGAAAUCCACGAGAUACAGACCAUCCCGUGCAGCGAAUGUGUAAUUCACACAAAAUUCUACGAUACAGUAUUACAAAGAACAUGAAUUUUACAUUGUACCUUAAUUUAAUGGUAUUUACAUAUGUAUGUAUAUAUGUACGUAUAUAUAUGUAUUUAUAAAGCUACACAUAUAUACAUACAUGUAUUGAUCACAAAUCACAACAAUCUGUUUUCACGAAUCCAUCUAAGAAUAAAAAUAGUAUAUAUAAAAUCGUAAAAAUAGAUGUUUUUUAGAAAUUAAAAAAUAGGCUUCGGAUAUUGCUUAAUAUAAAAGGAAUAAAUAUGCUGCAUUUUACAAUAGUAUCUCAAAUGAUUGUUACUUAUUUUUCUUAAUUGUAAAUAUAAUAAAUUCUUGGUAAAAUGUUA
Molecule: messenger RNA, 5300 nt
Organism: Megalopta genalis
Lineage: Eukaryota; Metazoa; Arthropoda; Insecta; Hymenoptera; Halictidae
Source: RefSeq, a predicted model, not a curated record